Bacillus rossius redtenbacheri is the source of this 2298-nucleotide messenger RNA. Its product is annotated as protein OPI10 homolog. Lineage: Eukaryota; Metazoa; Arthropoda; Insecta; Phasmatodea; Bacillidae. Gene Ontology annotation, cellular component: nucleus; cytosol. Gene Ontology annotation, molecular function: nuclear import signal receptor activity; Hsp70 protein binding. The transcript has 2 exons. Gene Ontology annotation, biological process: protein import into nucleus. The coding region runs from base 180 to 782 and encodes 200 amino acids. The record is from RefSeq and is a predicted model, not a curated record.
UCAUUGGUAUAUAGUGAAACGAAUUUGUUGUUUUUUUUCCGAACGUUGUUGUUGAUUUUCUGGAAGAUUCUUUGGGUUGUCGUAAUUGUAAUGAAGUCUUUAGCCUGAUUUCAAUUUAUUAAAUCGCCGACAUUUCUUAUGUGGAAUUUAUGGUGAUAAUUAAAAUACUAUAAUCUGAUAUGGCAGUUAUGUUUGGCGUAAUAGUUUCUGGGAGGCUAGUUCAAACAGAUUUUCAGCAAGUUAGCGAGACGCAGUUUUUGACAACGAUACUUGAGGCGGACAGUAUUAAUCAUAUAGUUGUGUUUCUGACAGGUGCCCAACCUUUUCCCCCGGAGUUUGGGGGAUUGGUGUAUUUCAGUUGGCCUGAUAGCAGUGCUCCGCCAAUGUGGCAACUCUUAGGUCACAUUUCGAACGAUAAACCAUCUGCAAUUUUUAAAGUGUCGAAUUUGAAGAAAACAACGGAGAUGGGAAAUGCGCAAUCAAGUCAGUUCAUAUUUGGUCAACAGAAGAUAUCUCACAAUGCCCAGAUUGGAAUAUCAGUCGAGCCACUGAUGAACGUUCAACAACAGUCAGCUCUCGUAGCGAGUCAGCAAACAAAUUCAUUCUUAGAAUUCGCUCAAAAAAUGCUUGAAAACUUUUUCAAUUAUGCUGCUAGCUUUGCAAUGAACCAUGCUCAAAUGGCUCAGAAUCCCUCAGAAACAUUUAUUCCAUUAUCUACACUUCAGUCUUGGUACACAAACUUCGAAAGAAGAUUACAACAGAAUCCAAACUUUUGGCGCUAAUAAAUUAAUUUUAAAUUGGGAUGAUUGUUACCCAGUCUGAACUCAAUAUUCUCCUGUUGGAAAAAGAAACUUAGCUUGUAAAGUGUAGCGAAAAUAUGUAUUAAAAACUAGAAAAACGGCAUCUCUUGCAAAAAAGUUUGAGGAUGGGAUUCCAAAGGAUCAACGAGGAAUGCACCAACAAAUAAAUUUCCCACGGAAGGAUGAUUUUCUGGUACAGCAUUUGCAUGCAGUCGGACUAAACUUCUGUUGAUGAGCAAUUUGACUUUUUCAUGCCGUGCAAGAUUAGAAUUUUCAGGAACAAAGAUAAGUUGAAAAUUCCAGUGUUUUUACUUUUUUUUUUUUUCCAAGAGGAAAUACUUUUUUCCAGAAUGUAUUUUGCCAGCAUGUGAUUUUGAAAGGUUGUCAAAUGUUUCUGAAGUUAUUUGUGAAAGGUGGGGAAUGUAUUUUGUUUUUUGCCUUGUGUCGUCGGGACUUGUGAAGUGAGUUUCUGUUUUACCUAAUCUUUGCAAAAGACCUCAAUUUCACAAGAGUAAUUUUUUCCAGUAUUGAGUUGUGCGUUUUUACAAAACAAAGGUUUGCGUCGUAAAUUCAAUUAAUGUCUGUAAUUUGGUCAGCUUUAUAACCCGUGAGUUGUUACAUUGAACUUAUAGUAAGUAUAACUUAAGACUUAUCUUCAAACAGUUUGUAUAUUAAUGUUUAAUUUGUGCAGUGCUUGAAUUUGGUUACAUUGGGUUAUCAGCAUUGUUCAAUCUUUGAAAUGGUCACGUGCAGUACUUUGUCUAAUAGAGCAUAUCAGUGAUAGUACUGUACUGAUUAUUUUAGUAACUAUGUAAUUUGGUAAUUUUUUGCAUUAAUUACUUUUAAUAUGUUUUAUUUAUUUGUUCAAUAUUGUGUUAUAAAAGUACUAGUAAUGUAUGCAAUUCCAUAAUAAGAAAAUAUUUUUAAUUGUGCAUAGUUUAGUGUUCUUUAGUAUAUAUAGUACUUCCAUUGUAGUAUGUCAUAAAUUUUUAUACCUACUGGGCUAUUUGUAAUGUAUUCAGAUGAAAAUAAUUUCUUGUAGUGUUAAUUUUUUUUUUAUAAGUAAAUGCCUUUGUUUAAAAUGGUAGUGUGAAUACAAGUAAACUAAUUCAGCAUAAACACAGGAUUAAGAAGUUGUAUGUUGCACUUUUUUUUAAUGUUUUGCUUUUGGUACAGUAAGAUAAUACAGUUUGUAUAGUUGCAUUUUGCCCUUAAGGCUUGUAUUUCAAGGUCAUUCUAUGUGCAGGAACUCAGUUUGUACUUAUACUUCAUGUAUUAGGCUGUAAGAUUACUUUUAUGUUGCCACCAAAAAGAAAUCAUUAAGUUUGUACACCUAUUUUCAGCUUUUCAUCUGUUUUUUAUUCAGUGUACACUGGCCUUAAAUGUACAGUUUCUGUGUUGAUUUUUCUAGGAAAGCAAAUAUAAUGGUGCCGAACAGCAUUUGAUAAAAUUAACAUUUGCAUUUUUUCGAUUAAAUUACAUUAAUACAAAAUUGUAA